UAACGCAAUUGUCGUUAUCUUUCCCCAGAUUUUCCCGCCAUAUAAUUGACAAAGACUUACACUAGACGGGAUUCCUCUGCCGUUCCCAAUUUUAACCUUCUUUCGACGUCGAAAAGAGAGCCUCGAGCAUAAGGCAGAGGAGACGGCUAUACAUAUCUUUAACCUAGAAAAGUUCUUGUUAUAAUAAGUUAGCUCCGAUACGCUGUUCAUACCAAGGAACUAUAUUAUUGUAAUUAAAAAAGACGAGGAGGUCGUCCAUGACCCUCACGCCACAGAAUGCAGAUGACAGCUGCCUCAUAAAUCAAACUGUCCCGACGGGGGUCAUGCCACUUCCGUCGGAGUACCUUGACGAAAAGAAGCAACUUCCCAAUACCAAUUCUAUAUCUAGCCCCGGCGAGGACAAGGAGAGCCAGAGAGGACGUUCUCGUUCCAUCGAGGAUGCAACCGCGGCAUCGCCAUCCUCUUCAUCGUUAAAUAGGGGCAACAGUGAUGACGACGAUGAUUUCCCUGAAGGCGGCCUAGCGGCCUGGCUCGUAGUUGUCGGCUCCUUUUGCUCCAUGCUUUGCCUGUACGGUCUUAUUAACUCGGUUGCCGUUUUUGAAUCGUACUUCUCAACACACCAGCUCGCCGGCUACAGUCCCUCGACCAUCGGCUGGGUCUUUAGCGUAUAUCUAUUCAUCGUCUUUUUCUUUGGCGUCCAGGUCGGUCCUGUUUUUGACAGGCACGGUCCCAGGUUACUUAUCGCCGUCGGUAGCUUGCUAGUCGUCGCUAGUCAGCUCAUCCUAGGGCUAUGUGAAGAAUACUACCAGAUCCUCCUCACAUACGCGGUCCUUGGGGGUAUAGGGGGUGCUCUUCUCAACGUGCCUGCCUAUGGAGUGAUAGCACACUUCUUCAAGAGACGUCGUGGCUUGGCUGUUGGUGCCGCUGCAACAGCGGGGUCUGUCGGUGGGAUUGUGUUCCCCCUCUACCUCCAAGCUGUCAUUCCAAAACUUGGCUUUGCGUGGAGUACGAGAAUCAUCGGUUUCAUACUUCUGUUCCUAUCAGUCAUAGCCAACCUCCUCGUGCGCUCUCGCCUACCCCCAAGUAUCCACCCAAUACGCAUCUUACCGGAUUGGACCCUCUUCAAAGAUGUCAAGUUCACUCUAUGUUGUAUCGGCGUCUGGUUUAUGGAGUGGGGGAUUUUUACCCCAUUGACGUACAUCGUUUCGUACGCCGCAGCUCAUGGCCAAGAUGCCAACGCUGCAUACACCCUCCUCGCGAUCCUUAACGCCGGGUCAUUCUUCGGUCGCUUCCUCCCCGGAUUCCUAGCAGACCGCUUCGGCCGCUUUAAUGUCAUUACAAUAACGAACGCGCUGUGUGUCGUCACUAUCCUCGCUUUCUGGCUGCCCGCCGGUGAUUCGCAUGCCUUGCUCAUCGUUUUCGCCGUCACUUUUGGGUUUGCUUCCGGAAGCAACCUGGGUUUGUACCCUGUGUGUAUCGGCCAGCUUUGCGACGCCCGCGAUUAUGGCCGUGUUUAUUCUACGGCGGUUAUGGUUGGCAGUUUCGGUACCCUAACUGCCCUUCCUAUCGCCGGCGCACUCUUGGGGAUCGGCAGCGACGAGCGUCAAGGCUGGUUGGCGCUGAUUCUCUUUGCGGCGCUGUCGUAUGCUAUCGCAACGAGCUGCUUCCUGGGAGCCCGCGUGUUGGCUGUCAGUUGGAGAGUGAAAGAAGUUUAUUAAUGCUCUGAUGCCAGUUUCAUUGUGACCUGGGAUAGAAUUAGAGGGAAAAUGCAAAUGAGUAGUGGGUAUCGUGGUAUAUAAAAGCUUGGCGCUUCGGGUAGAUUGAUGUAAGGCAGCACUAAAUUCAGGAUCGGGAGUGAUAUGUGAGAUCUGUAUUAUUUAAGUAUAUUCCAUUGCCGCGCGUGGGUUGGAUUGUGUCUAUAGAUUCGAAUCCUUAAUAAAGCUUGCUACCCUCAGGCGUAAGACUACCCAAGUAUUUAACAGACGACCGCCCA
Daldinia vernicosa is the source of this 1993-nucleotide messenger RNA. Its product is annotated as MFS general substrate transporter. Bases 258 to 1718 code for a protein of 486 amino acids. NCBI's taxonomy places the organism in Eukaryota, Fungi, Ascomycota, Sordariomycetes, Xylariales, Hypoxylaceae. The record is from RefSeq and is a predicted model, not a curated record. Gene Ontology annotation, biological process: transmembrane transport; protein histidyl modification to diphthamide. Gene Ontology annotation, molecular function: transmembrane transporter activity; 2-(3-amino-3-carboxypropyl)histidine synthase activity. The transcript is spliced from 2 exons. Gene Ontology annotation, cellular component: fungal-type vacuole membrane.